AUGCCCUCGGUAAAUCGUGAGCUGGCACUGAAGAUUCUUCUUCUUCGACGAAUUCGACGCCGCUUGAAGCGUAAACCUCGUCAACUCUACAUGAGGAAAAUUUUUGAGCAGCGACUCGAUCAUGGAUUUCUUGCUAAACAACUUCGGGACGAUCCUCAAUACCACCAACUAUAUUUUAGAAUGAAUAAGGAAAAUUACGACGAAAUUUACAAUCUCAUAUGCAGUGAAAUUCAAGGAAAGAAUACCCAUCUGCGGCCCAUUUCUGCUCAUCAGAAGCUUGCAAUUACGUUGAGAUACUUGGCGACUGGGAAUACGCAAAUGGAGAUGGCGUUUUCGUAUAGAGUCUCACCACAAUCUGUGUCCGUUAUUUUGCGAGAGGUCAUGAUGUCCAUCUGCACAAAACUUGGGCCACUACAUUUGAAGAAACCGAUGGAAGAAAACUGGAAAGAUAACGAAGCUGGAUUCCGGGAAUUGUGGGAUUAUCCAAACGCAUGCGGAGCGAUGGACGGAAAACAUAUUAGGAUCCGAUCCCCUGCACAUUCCGGCUCCACCAAUUAUAAUUAUAAGAACUUUUACUCGAUCGUCCUCCUUGCAAUUGUUGGACCCGACUACAAGUUCACUGCCGUGGAUAUCGGUGCUAGUGGUUCUCAAUCGGACGGAGGUGUUUUCGGGAGAUCUUCUCUGGGAAACGCCCUUCAUUUAGGAAAACUUGGGCUUCCACCCCCCAAGCAGGUCGGUGAAACUUGUCUUCCACACGUCUUUCUCACGGACGACGCCUUUUCCCUAAAACCAAAUGUCAUGAAACCGUUUCCUGGAAAGUUCUUGCCAGCCCCGCAGCGGAUAUUCAACUACCGCUUAAGCAGAGGGAGGAUGGUAGUAGAAAAUGCAUUUGGCAUUUUGUCUGCGCGGUGGAGGAUAUUUCACGCCCCCAUAAAUUCAGAUCCAGAGCUUACUAAACUAAUUGUUCGGUGUGCUGUCAUCCUCCACAAUUUUCUCAUUUCAAAGAAGGAUCUAUCCAACAUAACCACUGACGGACCACAAUAUGGAGAAACAGGAAACUGGAGAGAGGAAACUGUCGGCGACACUGGAAUGGAAAGGCUACACAUUGAAAACAGCGAUCAUCCUAACUUAAGUGGGGGUGAAGUUAGAGAAGAGUUCUGUCGAUAUUUUAAUAAUGAAGGAGCUGUUGAUUGGCAGCAUGAACGAAUUUAA
Folsomia candida is the source of this 1212-nucleotide messenger RNA. RefSeq lists its product as uncharacterized. The record is from RefSeq and is a predicted model, not a curated record. The coding region runs from base 1 to 1212 and encodes 403 amino acids. The transcript is spliced from 3 exons. Lineage: Eukaryota; Metazoa; Arthropoda; Collembola; Entomobryomorpha; Isotomidae.